Messenger RNA from Pangasianodon hypophthalmus (striped catfish), 1642 nucleotides. It is a transcript of the gene stoml2, whose product is annotated as stomatin (EPB72)-like 2. Gene Ontology annotation, cellular component: membrane. The coding region runs from base 258 to 1343 and encodes 361 amino acids. The transcript is spliced from 10 exons. Lineage: Eukaryota; Metazoa; Chordata; Actinopteri; Siluriformes; Pangasiidae. The record is from RefSeq and is a predicted model, not a curated record.
AUGGUUCAGCGAUCACGCUCGUGUGCCAUUUACAAGCCAUUGUUAGAUGAUGACGCGUGAUAAAACUGACCAAUCACAGAGCAGAAAGGCGGGGUUGGUCGAAAUACGGGUGGGAGAAACGUAGCACUGAUGUAACCGGGGGCAACUUUACACUAGCUCAGGUGUGGAGAGGUUUGUGUUUAUAGCUGGAGGUUUAAAGGUGUGAAGAAGAACUGAAUUCAUUAUUUUAGGAGAAAAGUCGUUAUUAUUAGCACAGUAUGCUAAGGACUGUAGUGUGUCGGGCCGGAAGUGGGCUUCUGAAGCACCCGUGCCGGAACGUCCCGGUGUUUUGGGGGACUCGAGCUCAGCAGCGAUGGGCAUCCAGCCUUCCCAUGAACACAGUGAUUCUGUUUGUGCCGCAGCAGGAGGCGUGGGUGGUGGAGAGGAUGGGCCGCUUCCACCGAAUCCUCGAACCUGGGCUGAAUUUAUUAAUCCCGAUCCUGGACAGAAUCCGCUACGUGCAGAGCCUUAAAGAGAUUGUGAUCGAUGUGCCAGAGCAGUCUGCUGUAUCUCUCGACAAUGUGACACUACAGAUUGAUGGAGUUCUGUACCUGAGAAUACUCGACCCCUUUAAGGCCAGUUACGGAGUUGAGGAUCCCGAGUAUGCAGUGACCCAGCUGGCACAGACCACGAUGAGAUCAGAGUUAGGAAAACUCACCCUGGAUAAAGUUUUCAGGGAGAGAGAGUCGCUGAACUCCAACAUCGUGCACUCCAUCAACCAGGCGUCUGAUGAUUGGGGGAUUCGCUGCCUGCGCUACGAGAUCAAGGACAUUCACGUCCCACCGCGCGUCAAAGAGUCCAUGCAGAUGCAGGUGGAAGCAGAGCGAAAGAAGAGAGCGACAGUUCUGGAAUCGGAGGGAACGAGGGAGGCGGCCAUCAACGUGGCGGAAGGACGCAAACGAGCGCAGAUUCUGGCUUCUGAGGGAGAGAAAGCAGAGCAGAUCAACAAAGCUGCAGGAGAGGCGAAUGCUUUGUUGGCUAAAGCGGAGGCUAAAGCAGAGGCUAUUAGGCUUCUCUCUGAUGCGCUGACUCAGCAGAAUGGAAACGCAGCGGCGUCCCUCAGCGUGGCCGAGCAGUACGUCUCUGCUUUCUCCAACCUGGCCAAACAGUCGAACACCGUCAUCCUGCCGUCCAACACGGGAGACGUCUCCAGCAUGGUCACACAGGCCAUGGCUAUUUACACGACUUUAGCCAAGACACAAAGCCCCGGCUCGGUGGAGGUGAAUCCCGUCCCUGCAGACGCUGAAUUCGAGUGUAAAGCAGUGCCUGAAGCCACAACACCCGAGUCCACAUCCAGUCAAUAAAAUAAACACGUGAAGUCUGAAUGCAUCCUGAUCCUUCUUUCUUUUCCCAAUUUUGUACAUGUUUAUGUUGGAAAAUAAAAAAAAAUAAUCUGCCAUUCUGUUAAACUCAAGAAAACGUACAUAUUUAAAUAAAAUUCUAUCAUUUUGUGAGCCAUUUAAUUUUCUAUUUUCCCAACACCGUAAACAAGUUUGGACAUUAAAGGACAUUUAUCACAAGUAUUAUUUUGUCUACUUCUUUCUGAGAAUGUGUACCGUACGUUUAAGAGGAAGAAUAAACUUCAGUGUGUGAAAAUGAACAA